Molecule: messenger RNA, 2490 nt
Organism: Microthlaspi erraticum
Lineage: Eukaryota; Viridiplantae; Streptophyta; Magnoliopsida; Brassicales; Brassicaceae
Source: the annotation of a GenBank genome assembly
AUGGGGCAAAGCGAGGAUUGUUGUUCGACUCAGCUAAUCAAUGGGGAUGGUGAAUUCAACGUGGAGGGUUUGGAGAAUUUCGUGAAGAAGACGAAGCUCUCUAAUUGUGGACUUUCUUAUGCUGUUGUUGCAAUCAUGGGUCCUCAGAGUAGUGGGAAGAGUACACUUUUGAAUCAUCUUUUUAAUACCAGUUUUAGGGAAAUGGAUGCUUUUGCGGGAAGGAGUCAAACAACCAAAGGUAUUUGGAUGGCUAGGUGUGUUGGAAUUGAGCCUUUUACACUUGCCAUGGAUUUAGAGGGUACUGAUGGUAGAGAAAGAGGCGAGGAUGACACUACAUUUGAGAAACAAAGUGCCCUGUUCGCACUGGCGGUUGCAGAUAUUGUACUGAUAAACAUGUGGUGCCAUGACAUCGGAAGGGAACAGGCUGCCAACAAACCAUUACUGAAGACAGUUUUCCAGGUCAUGAUGCGAUUGUUUAGCCCUCGGAAAACAACUCUUCUUUUUGUCAUACGUGAUAAAACAAAGACUCCAAUAGAGCUGCUUGAACCUGUUCUAAGAGAAGAUAUUCAGAAGAUAUGGGAUUUAGUUCGCAAGCCUGAAGCACAUAAGAAUACACCUCUAAGUGAAUUCUUCAAUGUGGAGGUCGUUGCCUUAUCCAGCUAUGAAGAGAAAGAAGAAGUGUUUAAGAAAGAGGUUGCUGCGCUAAGGCAGAGGUUUUUCCAUUCUAUUUCACCUGGGGGACUUGCUGGUGAUAGACGUGGUGUAGUUCCAGCUUCAGGAUUUUCUUUCAGCUCCCAGGAGAUUUGGAAAGUUAUAAAAGAGAAUAGAGACUUGGACCUUCCUGCUCACAAGGUAAUGGUUGCUACUGUUCGGUGUGAAGAGAUAGCCGAUGAGAAGCUACAACACUUGGCAACCGAUGAGAGUUGGUUGGAGUUGCAAAAAGCUGUAGAAGGUGGUCUUGUUCCUAGUUUUGGCAGAAAGCUUAGUUCUAUCCUUGAAAAAUACUUCUCAGAAUACGACGCAGAGGUAAUAUACUUUGAUGAAGGAGUAAGAAAAGAAAAGCGUCUACAGCUGAAAUCUAAAGCUUUGGAUUUUGUGCAUUCUGCUUAUGCUAGCAUGUUGGGACAUCUACGAUCCAAUGCUUUGGAAUCCUUUAAGAUCCGACUGGAACAGUCUCUAAAUCAAGGAGAAGGGUUUGCAAAUGCUGUGCGGGACUCCCGACAAUCUUGUCUGCUUGUGUUUGACAAAGGAUGUAAAGAUGUUGCGGUUAAACAAGCGACUUGGGAUGCAUCAAAAAUCAGAGAGAAACUUUGUCGUGACAUUGAUUCUCAUGCAUCUUCUGCUCAGACUGCUAAACUAUCUGAAUUAACUGCCAACUGCGAGAAACGGCUAAGUAAAGCACUGAGCGAACCUGUCGAGUCUUUGUUCGAAGCCGGUGGAAAAGAGACGUGGCCUUCCAUUAGGACACUUCUCAAACGGGAGACAGAAACAGCUGUUACAAAUUUUCUGGAUGAUGUCACUGGUUUUGAGCUAGAUCACACUACAAUUGAUGCUAUGGUUCAGAAUCUAAAGGACUAUUCUCAGAGUUUAGUGGAGAAAAAGGCGAGAGAAGAAGCUGCCAAAAUUCUGAUCCGAAUGAAAGAUAGGUUCUCAACAGUCUUCAGUCAUGACAAAGACUCAAUGCCACGGGUCUGGACUGGAAAAGAGGAUAUUACAGCAGUCACAAAAGAUGCUCGCUCAGAGGCUUUAAGUCUUCUGUCUGUGAUGGCGGCAAUACGUUUGGAUGAAAGACCGGACAAAAUUGAGAGCACUCUUUUCUCUACUCUCAUGGGUGGUACUGUUUCCGUUGCAUCUUCCCGCAACAGAAGCUUAGGAACUUCUACGGAUCCACUUGCAUCCAGCUCUUGGGAAGAGGUUCCUCCAAAAGACGUGCUACUGACGCCAGUACAAUGUAAGUCUCUGUGGAGACAGUUCAAAUCUGAGACCGAGUAUACCGUAACCCAAGCUAUCUCGGCACAGGAAGCUCACAAGCGGAAUAACAACUGGCUUCCACCGGCUUGGGCGAUUGUGUUGAUGAUUGUCCUUGGUUUCAACGAAUUCAUGCUGCUCUUGAAGAAUCCUUUGUACCUCUUAGGCUUCUUUGUGGCGUUUUUACUCUCCAAAGCCUUAUGGGUGCAGCUUGACGUUCCUAGGGAGUUUCAACAUGGCGCACUUGCUGGAGUACUUUCCAUCACGUCAAAGUUUCUUCCAACUGUUAUGAAUCUUCUAAGAAAGCUCGCGGAAGAAGCGCAAGGGAAAACAACUCAAGAAGCGCCAGAAUACUCAACUUCCCAAAUCUACAGACACCAAUCUCCAUCAAAUACAAUAACAGAAUCUGUCUCAUCAAGCAUAUCAUCAUUGGGUGAUGAUGAUGCAGAAUACUCGAGCCCUGCACCGGUUCAGAGACGAAACACCCAAAACGUUCAAGAAACAGAGAUCUCUGAAAUGUAA